Messenger RNA from Prorocentrum cordatum, 1826 nucleotides. NCBI's taxonomy places the organism in Eukaryota, Dinophyceae, Prorocentrales, Prorocentraceae. The record is from the annotation of a GenBank genome assembly.
AUAUAUAUAUAUAUAUAUAUAUAUAUAUAGAUAGUUGGUUUGGCUCGAGGCUCGAUCUCGCUCGUCCCAGUACGCUGCGUGUCUGCAUUAUCUAUAUAGCUCGACCUCGGCAGCCCCGCUGUCUGCACGCACCAUCGACGAUGACCUUCACUUGCGAAGUGUGCUUCGAGAGCAAGGAAAACCGGCUCCCGCUUGGCAAGCUGGCGACGGGGAAUGGUGACGUCAUUCGUGGCAGUGACUGCGGGCAUAACGUCUGCAUCGAGUGCACGUCCGCCUUCGUGAAAGCGCGCGUGGAAGAGCAGCUCGUCUUUGGCAUACGCUGCCCUCACGAUGGCUGCAGGAACGAGCUGUACGAGAAAGACAUAGAGCAGCUGGCGCGGGACGGGCUGCUCGAGGACGCCGUCCGCGAGCGUUUCUGUGAGCUGCGCAGCAGGGACUACGCUGCCCGGGCCAGCAGCUUCUCCGAGGACGUGCAUGGUGAUAAUCCCGACUACAGCACGAUUCGCCGUCUGUAUGAGUCCACACGCCUCUGCCCGCGGUGCAAGCUCGUAAUCGAGAAGUCUCACGGUUGCAACAGCUUCUUCUGCAUAUGCGGCUUCCAUUUCAACUACCAGAGCGCUCCCAGGAUUGUCGGCAACGGUAUCAGCCGGUACGACAAGGUGCUCGAUUUCGCUGAGAAGCACGGGCUGGCGCUGAGAGAGGUAGAGAAGGCCGUGGGAAGCGGCGACAGGGCUUGCAGGGUGCUCGACUUCGCUGAGAGGCACGGGCUGGCGCUGAGCGUGGUGAGGGGCCUCAGCGGUCACCUCGGCCUGUACGAAAAAGCGCAGCACCUCGCCUGCCAGGUGGGCGUGGCUUUUGAGGAUCCGGGCGCCGACGAACACCUCAGAGAAGUGGAGCUGCGGCCUCCCCGCUCCCCCCCCUCUUCCCUUCCCUCCUCCCUGCUCCUCUCCCCGGCUGGUUCCUCCAAAGAGGAAGCCCUCGACCUGCAGAUCCGCGCGUUCCACGGCGACUCGGCUGCUCGCGAGGAGGUGCGCGCGAUGCGGGCGGCGGCGCGCGUGGUGGCAGCAGCAGAGGGGGAGCGGGAGCUGUUCGAGCUGCCCGCACUGGACUUCCUCGCCGGCACAGAGGCGGAAGACGUCGUGCCCCAGGACGAGCUGCCGGCGGGGACGGAGGUACCGCCCUCGGCGCCGCCGGUGCCGGAAGUCCCCGCGCCUCCCGUGCUGGUGAGGGCCCUGUCCGACGGCCGCGAGGGCAAGAGGCGCCCCGUGCGCCUCCAGCGUGCGGCCUCGUGCGCGGUCUGACCGGCGACGGGAGGGGGUGCAGAGCGGUGGCGGAAGCCCCCCCUGUGUCUCGCCCGCCCGACGGCGAGGGGAAGGGGGAGGAGCAGGAUCGGGGGGAGGGCACCGUUUCGGGCCGCAGGCAGCCACUCUGGCCUGCAAGUUAGUCGCGUGUGCAAUUGGACCGUCGCUGAGCUCCAGAGCUGCCGAGAGGAGAAACAUUGAUCCUCUCUUUUGGGGAGCCCGGCUGCCGAGCCCGUGCCAGGCUGGCCAGGCUAAUCGUGGAGACAAGGAAGGCCAGAGAGCUUUCGCGUGCGAUGGCUCUGUGCGGCUUGGCAGCGAAGGUGCGUGUCAAACUGGGGUCGUCGGAUUCUCCUCUCAACUAUGUACAGGGCGCUGGAGUCGUGUACAGAGACGGCGGUUCAAUGACUGGAGGAAAACAGGCGCGUGUCCCUCCUCAUUGUCCCUCCUCCCAAUUCCGCCUUAUCCCUCCUGCUCCCCCCGUCUGCUGGCUCGACUCAGGCCCCCUAGUGCCUGACCCUGAUCCGG